Vigna radiata var. radiata (mung bean) is the source of this 1770-nucleotide messenger RNA. RefSeq names its product cytochrome P450 77A1. The record is from RefSeq and is a predicted model, not a curated record. Bases 37 to 1557 code for a protein of 506 amino acids. The transcript has a single exon. NCBI's taxonomy places the organism in Eukaryota, Viridiplantae, Streptophyta, Magnoliopsida, Fabales, Fabaceae. Gene Ontology annotation, molecular function: heme binding; iron ion binding; oxidoreductase activity, acting on paired donors, with incorporation or reduction of molecular oxygen.
ACCAUACAUCACUCUUCCCUCACUUACUCAUCAACAAUGCUCCUCACGGACCUCCUUCUCUUCGCCCUCACCCUGCUCUUCCUCCGUUGGUGGUGGCGCCGCUGGUCCACCACCGGGGGCGGCCCCAAGAACCUCCCCCCAGGGCCACCCGGUUGGCCCAUCGUCGGGAACCUCUUCCAAGUCGCCCUGCAGCGCCGUCACUUCAUCUACGUAGUCCGCGACUUACGUAAGAAGUACGGCCCAAUCUUCACCAUGCAGAUGGGCCAGCGCACGUUGAUCAUCGUCUCCAGCCCGGACCUCAUCCACGAGGCUCUCAUCCAGCGCGGCCCACAGUUCGCCAGCCGGCCCCAGGACUCCCCCAUCCGUCUUAUCUUCAGCAUGGGGAAGUGCGCCAUCAACUCCGCCGAGUACGGCCCUCUCUGGCGCACCCUCAGGAAGAACUUCGUCACCGAGAUGAUCACCCCUCUGAGGAUCAAGCAGUGCAGUUGGAUAAGAAAAUGGGCCAUGGAGGCCCACAUGAGUAGGAUCCAACGGGAGGCCCGUGAGCAAGGUUUUGUUGAAGUCAUGAGCAACUGCAGACUCACCAUCUGCAGCAUACUCAUCUGCCUCUGCUUCGGCGCCAAGAUAGAGGAGAGCCGAAUCAAGAGCAUAGAAAGCAUCUUGAAGGACGUCAUGCUCAUCACGCUCCCCAAGCUUCCAGACUUUUUGCCCGUGUUCACGCCGUUGUUCCGGCGCCAGGUGAAGGAGGCCAGGGAGUUGAGGAAAAGACAGGUCGAACUGUUGGCGCCGUUGAUAAGGAAUAGAAAGGCCUACGUGGAGGGGAGAUUCUCCGGAAAUGAAAUGGCGAGUCCCGUCGGGGCUGCUUACGUGGACUCGUUGUUCGGGUUGGAGGUGCCUGGACGUGGACAGUUGGGGGAGGAAGAGCUCGUGACGCUCGUGUCGGAGGUUAUCAGCGCCGGAACGGACACGAGUGCCACCGCGGUGGAGUGGGCGCUGUUUCAUUUGGUGACGGAUCAGGAGAUUCAGGAGAGGUUGUACAAAGAGAUUGUGGAGUGUGUGGGGAAGGACGGGGUGGUUACGGAGAGUCACGUUGAGAGGAUGCCUUACCUGAGCGCCGUGGUGAAGGAGACUUUCCGGCGUCACCCGCCGAGCCACUUCGUGCUGUCCCACGCUGCAACGGAGGAUACUAAGCUGGGAGGGUAUACGGUCCCGAAGAACGCGAGUGUGGAGUUUUACACGGCCUGGUUGACGGAGGAUCCGAAUAUGUGGGAGGAUCCGAAUGAGUUCCGACCCGAAAGGUUUUUGAGCGGGGAUGGGGUCGACGUGGACGUGACCGGAACGAAAGGUGUGCGGAUGAUGCCCUUCGGGAUAGGGAGGAGGAUUUGUCCGGCGUGGAGUUUAGGCAUGUUGCAUAUAAACUUGUUAUUGGCUAAGAUGGUGCAGGCUUUCCACUGGUUGCCCAAUCCCAACGCCCCACCCGACCCGGCUGAGAUAUUCGCUUUCACUGUUGUCAUGAAGAACCCUCUCAAGGCUGUUAUCGUUCCACGAUCCAUUUAAUUUAAGCAAUGCACGUAACGUAUUUCAUUUUGUUACUCAUUUAAUAUAAUAUAAUAUAUGGUGCUUCUUUAAUAUAUAUAUAAAUAUAGAUAGUUUCUGGCGUAAAAUAUUACAGUAUUUUGUUGUAAAGGAGCAUAUCUCCUUCCGAUGUGUGUGUCCUGCCUUAUAAGUGUAUCCAAUUUUUAUGCUGCAAUUCGUCAAAGGGUUAUUUAA